Molecule: messenger RNA, 948 nt
Organism: Vicia faba (fava bean)
Lineage: Eukaryota; Viridiplantae; Streptophyta; Magnoliopsida; Fabales; Fabaceae
Source: the annotation of a GenBank genome assembly
AUGUCUUCUGGCGGCGGCGACGGCGGUGGCGGAAAGCUAUACUUCUGCCACAAUUGCACUCAAAGAGUUACCUGUUCGGAGGAUUCCGAGCCUUUCUGUCCAAUCUGCUUCCAAGGUUUCAUUGAAGAAUGCACUCCCGAUCCAAACCCUAACCCUAACGUCAUUUUCCGCUUCAACCAAGACGAUUCCGAUAACGAAUCCGAUUUUCCCUUCCAUCCUUUCUCUCUUCUCCCUUUGUUGCUUUCUUCUGCUUCGAUUUCACGUACUCGCCUCGAAACCACCGAAGCCGCUGAAACGGAAAACGAUAAUUUCGACCCUUUCACUUUCCUUCAGAAUCAUCUUAACGGCCUUCAUGCUGAUGGUGCUAAUAUCCAGUUCGAGAUCAAUCAUGGUUCGGGUUCCGAAUCGGGGUUUCGCGUUCCGGCUAACAUGGGGGAUUACUUCCUCGGUCCUGGUCUUGAGCAAUUGAUUCAGCAGCUUGCUGAGAAUGAUCCUAACCGGUAUGGAACUCCUCCGGCGUCAACGGAUGCUGUUCAGAAUCUUCCCAGUGUUGUUGUUGAUGAUGAGUUGUUGAACUCGGAGAUGAACCAGUGUGCUGUUUGUCAGGAUGAGUUUGACAAGGGUUUGCAGGUGAAGCAAAUGCCUUGUAAGCAUUGUUAUCAUGAUGAUUGCUUGCUUCCGUGGCUUCAGUUGCAUAACUCGUGCCCUGUUUGUCGAUAUGAAUUGCCUACUGAUGAUGCUGAUUAUGAGAACCGGGAUAGGAGCAGUGAUGGUGAUGGGUUGAGGUCUGUUGUUGAUGGGACCAGUGCUGGUGGUGGUGCAGGAGGAGGGAAUAGACCUGUUCACAGGACUUUUAGAAUAUCUUUGCGGUAUCCUUUUGGUUCUGGUAACUCUGCUCAGGACUCUGAUGGAAGGGGAUUGGGAAGUAGGCAAGAAGAUUUGGAUUGA